Messenger RNA from Penaeus vannamei (Pacific white shrimp), 1759 nucleotides. The record is from RefSeq and is a predicted model, not a curated record. NCBI's taxonomy places the organism in Eukaryota, Metazoa, Arthropoda, Malacostraca, Decapoda, Penaeidae.
CCCUGCGAACCCAAGCGGGAACAACAGCUCGUUCGGCAGUUGCAAGAUUCGAGCCGGUGCAGCGUGGCGUGUGGGAUGGCGGGGGAAAGCACUUCAGAUGGAGAAUUGCAAGAACCAAAGAGCGAGAAAGAAACAGAAUGCGAAAGUCUGCAACCUAAUUCUGAAGAACCAGCCAUCUGGCCACAGGUGGCAGGGACGGCGGCGGGGGCCCUCGCUCAGCUGGGAGUCGGGAUCGCCAACGCCUUCUCCGGGGUGAUGCUGCCGCAGCUGACCGGCGCCGGGGCACGGGAUCUUGUCCUGGACGAGCAGCAGGUGGCUCUUUUCAGCAGCCUCGUGUUCCUCGGCUCGGCCGUCGGGUGCCUGCUGUGGACGCUGCCCAUGGCGUGGAUGGGCCAGCGGUGGUCCAUGCUGGUCCACCUGCCCGUGUUCCUGGCGGCGUGGCUCACCCACGCCCUCGCGCCCUCCGUGUGGCUCCUGCAGACGUCCCGCUUCUUCCUGGGCGUGAGUGCCGGCGUGAUCGAGGCCGCCUCCUACAGCUACGUGACGGAGCUGGCGCACAGCCGGGUGCGGGGGCAGCUGGUGGGCACGGCGGACACGGUGCGGCAGCUGGGCGUGCUGAUGGUGUAUUCCCUGGGGAGCAGCAGCCUCAGCUGGAGGCAGGUGGCGCUCAUCUGCGGCUGCGUGACGACGAUCCCUGUGGGCGUCGGGCUCCUCCUGCUGCCGAACUCGCCCCGCUGGCUGGCCACCCGAGGGCGCAUGGACGAGUGCAGGGCGAGCCUGGCGUUCUUCCGAGGCGCUCGCUACGACUGCACUUCCGAGAUGGAGGCCGUCGUCAGCCAGACGAAGGACGACGGCAAGGACGACGCCAGGAUCUUCCAGCAGAUCCGGCGGAUGAGGGAGCCGCACACCCUGAGGGUCUUCGGCCUCCUCGCCUUCCUCAUGUUCUCCGUCCAGUUCACGGGGAACAUCGUGGUCCUCUCCUACGUCGUGCCGAUCUUCAACGCCGCCAAGGUCGACAUUAGCUCCUACAUGAGCGCCAUAGUGGUCGCGGGCGUGAGGAUCGUCGGCACAGUCUUCUCUCUCUCCGUCGUCGACCGGCUGGGGCGGCGGCCGGCGCUGGUCACGGCCUUCCUGCUGUGCUCCGGGUCCCUCUUCCUCCUCGGGAUGUUCUUCUUCCUGCAGAAGAGCGGCGUGAGCAUGGAAAAGGUCGGCUGGUUCCCCGUGCUGACGAUGAUGGUGUUUACCUUCGUGACGUGCGUGGGGCACCCCGUCCUGAACCUCGUGCGCGGGGAACUCCUGCCAACCGCGGUCCGAAACGCUGCCAAUUCCUUGCUCUUCUUCAUCUUCUUCUGCGGGAUGUUCUUGGCCUCCCACUCUUACCCCGCCACGGCAUCGACCCUGGGGGAGGAGGGGGCCUUCUGGAUGUACGGCGGCGUGUGCCUCGUCAUCGUGGCCGCCGUGGUGGUCUUCAUCCCGGAGACUCGAGGCAAAGUCCUGGAGAACAUCGCCAAGAAGGGAGACGAGAACAAGAUUUUGACGUCUCCGGAGCUCGACGACGCUGGACCAUAAGAACAUGACAGAUCAACUUUGUUAUAAUAAGAGUGUAUGAGAGAAAGAAGAGCACUUUGCAUGUAUACUAUAGAGUGUGUGAGGGAAAGACGCCUCCUUCCCAUUUAACUAUUUUAAGUAAUAAUUUUAUAUCAUUCCAUGCUUGAUGCCAUAGCAUAGUCAAGCUGUCCUUUGAUUUGCAUUUUUAUAA